Messenger RNA from Aspergillus eucalypticola CBS 122712, 2031 nucleotides. RefSeq names its product MKT1 family protein. Gene Ontology annotation, cellular component: nucleus. The record is from RefSeq and is a predicted model, not a curated record. NCBI's taxonomy places the organism in Eukaryota, Fungi, Ascomycota, Eurotiomycetes, Eurotiales, Aspergillaceae. The annotation marks the transcript as partial. The transcript is spliced from 8 exons. Gene Ontology annotation, molecular function: 5'-3' DNA exonuclease activity; 5'-flap endonuclease activity. Gene Ontology annotation, biological process: DNA recombination; DNA double-strand break processing; mismatch repair.
GUCCGUCCGCUCGAUGAAUGGGCCGCGACCCGCACCCAGUCCCUCCCCCUCUCAGCUCUCAAAGGGGCGGUUGUCGGUAUCGAUGCGUCGCACUACAUUUCUCAACACCUCCUCCAACCGUCCACGCGCGAGCCCCUUCUUGUCGCCCUCGGCGGCUUUCCAUUCGCACUGAAGAGCAACAUUGAAAGAGAACUGAAGGCCUACAAGGAUCUGGGCGUGGCUUGUAUUUUCGUGUUCAACGGUCUCGACUUUGGCAAGAAGGAUCAACGACCCCACGUGCAGCAGGAGUCCGUCCGGGCAUUCGAGCAGGCUUGGGAUCUUUACGAUCAACAGCAGGCGGACCAAGUGGUGGAUGCGUUCAGCAGCGCCGGCACCCCUCGACCCGAGUCGCUAUACCGGUUCUUGCAGCGCAUACUUCUUCAACAUGGCGUGGAUUAUAUCGUUGCUCCCUAUAGUGCUGCAGCCCAGCUCUCCUACCUGGCCAAGGGACCGAACCCGCUGAUCGAUGCUAUCUGUGGCCCCUCCGAAGUGUUGAUGUUCGACGUGGAUAAACUGAUCACCCGCAUUGAGAUUGACCCGGCGCAAUUUUUCUGGAUCAACAAACAGACAUGUCUGGAAGAACUAGGCCGCCUAUCAAAUGAUCAGUUCUUGGACUUUUGCCUUCUCUUGGGCUCUUCCUUCCUCCAGCCCUUCCCUGGUUUCGAAACCCAUGUCUUCCCCGGAAAGAACCCUACGGUCCGAGAUGCGCUGCCAAUGUUCAACGCGGCAGGACGAAGCGCUCUCGCUCUCUGCGCUCAAUUCGAAGAGGAUCGCCGGAUGCAGGAGCUCGAAUACACCGAUCGUUACAAGCGCGCAUGCAUGACUGUGAAACACCAUGUCUAUAUCGAUGUUGACGGCAGGGUGGGUCCUAUGGACCAGGAGAAUGCCUCGUCCGAUAUGCACGCCGUCAUCGGCCUGCGCCUCCCAGAAGAGCUUUACUUCUACUUGUCCAAGGGAAUUCUAGGCCCUGAUGUGCCCAACUAUUUGACGUCGGGUGAAGUCCUCAUCUCAUUGCCAUUGGGCGUUGAGGACACGGAAAUUUACCGCCAAGUUGCCGGCAGCACGCUCACACCCAUCCGGACUCAGUCGAUUUGCCUGCUAUCGAACUCCCUCCAUCGGUUCUAUCAGACCAAGGUUAUCAAUGGCUCGUGUGGACGCUUCCAAUUUGCUGUCCAGAGCUUGAAAGAUAGUGACUUUGUAGCGAAGUCCAAGGCUACAAAAGACACCAAGCAAUUAUCGUCACAAGAUGAGCUUCUUGCCAAUGUCUUCUGGCGCUUCCUACAGCUUCGCGGCUACAUUGAUGAGAAACAUCAGCUUACCCAGUGGGGUGUCUGCCUUGAGCAAGCAUUGUCGGGACUUGAUCCGGCGGAUGCGCUUGAGGAGCCAACAUUCCUUGCCAUUGAGAUGAUCCGGUUUGGCCUGCUCAACUCCAAGCAGUGGUUCUCCCAUGUUUCGGGAGGUCCUAUGAGAGGUUCAGACGAGGAUAAGAGCCUCAACAUGCUCGUUUCCCGCCUUGCUUGCAUCGCCAAACUCCAGCACAAGAGCAUCGGUUAUUCUGGACCACUAAGCCGGCAACUGCUCUGCUACCGAUCCCUGAUCUCCGAGGUUCGUUCUACGCUACGGACGCUCAUCGAGGUGGUUCUGGCCAGUCUGCUCCUGAGCGGCGAUGCUGACCGGGAGCGAAACGAUUGGGGCGAACUGAGCAUCAAGCUUCCGUUCAUCGACGACAACGACUGCGGUCUUGGAAUUGCUGUCCGUACCUACCUUGAUGAUCUGCCCUUGCAAGCGGAUCCCACAUCGCCAGAGGCGCGGGCAGAAGUGAAAUCGAAGGGCAAGGAAUGGUUCCAGCAUAGCGACAGCUUUACGGGAAACCUGGACAUGGCGUUCAAGCUGUGGGAUGCGGUAUACCGCGGUACGCAGAGCGCAGGCAAGGAACUCAAGGAGGGUAAGCAGUGGGAGGAUGCGAACCGCUGGUUGGCCGAGCGGCGGUAA